AUGCCAGAAAUCAAAGGAGUUAUUACCAUCCUACACUUCAAUGAUGUUUAUAAUGUGGAGGAGCAACAGCAAGAGCCUGUUGCUGGAGCCACUCGAUUUUGCUCCGCAUUGAAGAGCUUUGGCCACUUGGACCCAUUGAUUCUUUUCAGUGGGGAUAUUCUUGCUCCAUCCAUCAUGAGUACGUUUACAAAAGGAGAACAAAUGAUUCCGGUUCUCAAUACCUGUGGUGUUCAUUGUGCUUGUUAUGGAAACCAUGAUUUUGAUUUUGGUGUAGACAAUCUGAUGGAAUUUGCUCGAAAAACAAAUUUUCCCUGGCUCAUCAGUAAUGUUAUUGACAAUGGCACUUCAGCACCUUUGGCAGAUGGCAAAGUGACUUGCAUUUUAAACAAAAAUGGAAUCAAAUUAGGUAUAAUUGGACUUGUUGAAGAAGAAUGGUUGGCAACUCUCGCAACCAUAGAUCCAGAAGACGUUACUUACAUUGAUUUUGUGACGGAAGGACGAAAGCUUGCCAGGCAGUUGAAAGAUAAGGAGAAUGUUGACUUUGUAAUAGCUUUAACCCACAUGAGAACACCUAAUGAUUGCCGACUUGCCGAGAACGUGGAUGAAAUAGAUUUAAUCUUGGGAGGACAUGAUCACGUGUAUGAAAUAAAAAAGGUCAAUGGCAAAAUGAUAAUAAAAAGCGGCACGGAUUUCAGAGAAUUUUCGAAAAUAUCUUUAAAUUUCAACACACAUCCAGCUGAGAUUAAUGUUGAAAAAGUCGAAGUUACCUCUAAGUUUAGUGAGGAUGAAGAACUUAAAGAGCAACUUUCUGUUUAUCGAGAUAUUGUCGCCGGAAAAAUGGAUGAAGUGCUUGGUCAUUUUUCCACAGAUCUAGAUGCCCGUUUUUCAAGCAUUAGAACUCAGGAAACAAAUAUAGGCAAUUUCAUAGCAGAUGUCAUGCUGUCAUCAACGCACUCUGACUUGGCCCUCCUCAACUCAGGGACGCUUCGUGCCGAUCGUAUCCUGCCCAAAGGAGAUUUCACGCUCAGGGAUUUAGUCAAUUUGCUGCCAAUGAUGGACCCCAUGAUUGUGCUCAAUGCCCCAGGGGAGAAUAUUUACCUGGCUUUAGAAAAUUCGGUGUCACAAUAUCCAAAACUAGAAGGUCGUUUUCCUCAAGUUUCCGGUGUUAGUUUUGCAUUUGACCCUAAAAAGCCACCAGGAAGUCGUAUCGAUCCACGUUACAUAAGAAUAGGUGACGAAUAUUUAGAUAUGAAUCAGAAAUACCGUCUAGCCACUAAAAUGUACAUGCAUCAAGGUCGUGAUGGUUAUGACGCUUUGAAGGAAUGUGAAGUCCUGUUAAAUGAAGAAGAGAGUCCAGAACUACGCACAGCUGUCCAAAAUCAUUUCGAGUCCAUUAAGGUUGUUACAGGUGUUGUGCAUCAUAAAAGUCGUCAUCGUCAGAGCUUAGUGUGCUUAUCUCGAAGGCACAGUGUUGUAAAAAUGUUUGAGGAAUGCAGUCAGUCCACCCCUAGGGCACCUUUAAAACGAGGAGUGAGCUUAGAUGCAAUGGCCAAACGAAAUCUUUUCAAAUUUCAAGACAAAUCAUCGAAAACUUCCAUCGACAAAGUAGAGUAUGAGCAGUGUAAGAUGGAACCUAAAGUAGAAGCAAGAAUUGUUAUUCUCACAGAUGAAGUAAAAGAUCAAUUAGAAAGAAAACGGCAAGAAUAUAUUGCUCUUACUGUAGAUGCUGUGAUUGAAGAAGAUGAAGAAAAUGCAGAUCAAAAUUAAGUUUCAGGAUUAUAUGCUCCUUUUCCUUUUUAUGCCACAGCAGUUAAAAAUGCUACUUUUAUCUUUUUUGCUAUUUAUAGGUUCCAGUUAUUUAUCUGAAAAAAAUCUUGCAAUUAAACUGUGUUCAUUAUGUGGGACUUUGACAGGUUGUCUUUCAGGAUGGAAAGGGUUGGGUUGAUAGGAAGAAUGAUACCCCUGAUUUUUCAGAAAAUUCAAAAAUGCAUAUAAAACUGGAUGAAAAUGGUUUAUGUACAUGCACAUAAACAUAUAUUUAUGUAUUAGAGGCACAAGAUCUUCCAUCAUAAGAUGAAAAUGAUGGUGGACAGAGAAAUAAAAGAUUCUUUUGUAGAAAAAGUACGAUUUGCAGGACAAGACUUUUAUUUAAACCUUUUCUUUAAAAAAUGCAUCAAAAACAUAUAAAGCUUUGCAGGUAUGAAGGGCGAUUCAACAAAAGGUGGUUUUGAGAAUAAUGCAUUUGAAACUUUCUUGGUAGAGCGUCACUAAAAAUGGUGUCACUUUUUACAUAUGUUGAUGGAGAACAAAUGGCGAACUCAACAUAAAAAAUAUACCUGCACAUUCUCUGCUGGGUCUAGAUUCUAACUGGGGGGGGGGGGGGAGCAAAAGCUUAGUUAGUGUUGAGUUUGCACUUUGUAUCUGCAGCGUUUCAUAUGUACUUUGAAGUAUAGUUAAAUUUUUUUGUAUGAAAAGGUAACGCUUAAUCGUCCAGCAAUACAUUAAUCUUUAUUUUUCUACAACAGUAUAUAGACCCCAAACUUGGCAAUUUUCGAUAGGAUUAGCCAAAAGAUGGCAACUUUAAUCUUAUGCUUGGAGUAAGGAAGAGAGGUCCUUUGGUUGGAGGAUGCUGAAAACAAAUGCUAACGCAGUGCAGAGUAUAAUGUCUCCCCAUCAUGUUUCAUGCACUAUGGCAACUGCACAUCAUUAUGGGAUACUAAGUGCAAAAUUUUUGCUCGUUUCUUAGGAAGCCUUUUUUCGCAGAUCAAACCAAGUAGAAAUUAGCUUGAAAUUCUGUUAUCGAGUAACUCCCACUCAAUAUAAUUACUGUUUACUAAACUUAGCCGCUCGCACCAAAAGAGUCAUUUUUCUACUUACAAAGGUAAAAUGAAUAAAGGUAGGUGCUCAAAAAAUUUGACAAGGUUAGGUGUCGCAAAUUUUUUAGGUUGAUUUUGUGGGGGAAAAAACUCUUCAGUGUAGUGGGGGCGGGGGUCAGGAUAAAAUAAAAUUUGGAUAUAAAAACAUUUAGCAUUUGACCAUGUUAGCAAAACCCCAAUUUUGGAAUUUCCGCCUCUCUUGAUUUAAUUCUACUGUGUACAUUCAUGUCAUUAAGGGAAAAUGGAGGAAAAAUAAAACUGAUUAGGGUUGAACACAGUAGUGGAUUUACCAUGUCUAAAAUGUUGCAAUUGAAAAAAGCCCCAAAAAGGCAAAUGAAAAAUAUUUUAUACAGUUCUGCUAAUCUGUAAGGGCCCCCGAAAACUGCAUUGUGAGAGACUGGCAAACCUGUAAAUCCGCCACUGGGAGUGAGUUCAUGACAGAGUGAAUUCAUGAGGAGCAAAUACAAAAGAAAGCAAACUUUGAAACCUGAUUAAAAUAUAUUGUUCGUUUGCUGCUAGAAUUUUUAGUCCUAUUCAAGACACAGGAAAGAUGUCUAAUAAAAUAAAUUUGUCCAAAACAUGCAGCUUUGGUUGUCUACAACACUCAUUUUAUUCAAUUACCUGCCAGUGAAGUAAUUAUGAUUAUUUUAUGUUAACUACUAUUAGUUAAGUUAGUUAAAAUUUGAUCCAAAGAGCUAUUUAGGUUGAGGAAUUAACUGAUGUGUAUCAAAAUGAAUUUGAGAAUAAGCAUCAAAUUUUAAAAGUAAACACUCAAUGAAAUAAAUUUAGUUCAAAGCAACGUGGUUUUAUUAAAUUGUGGCUACUUUUUGUAUGCUUCACAAAUAAUGAAAAUUUUAAAGUGAUUAAUUAUGCAUCAGGCACAAUUCCUCCUCCUAAUAUAAUGUUUAAAAAUCUUAGUGAAGGACCUCUUUACCAAGCUCUGCCUUUGGCCUAAUGCCAUAAUUAGAUUUUCUUUUUUUUUUUUUAAAUAUUCAUGUAAAAUGUCUUAAGAUAAAAUUCCAUUUUUAUAUGCAAAUUGAUAAAAGACGUUGUGGCCUCAUAAAAACUGUUCAGCACUAUGUUUCAUGGCAUUUUAAUGAUUAUUAUUAAUGUCAGCUAAAAAUUUACUUUUAGCAUUGAGUGUUUUACUUAUAUCUUAGUUUUUAUGGUUUGAUUUGUCAGUAUAAAUAUAAAUGUCUAAAGUAAAUUGAUAAAAUUUUUAGCCUAUAUGGAAUUGAAUAAUUUGUAAUGAUGCUAUCAAACUUAAACUAUGCUUUGCUUCACAAAUAAUAAUUUAAAAUGUUUUCCAAUUUUGCUCUGUUUUAAGAAGAAAAAGAUUCUGAAUUUCCUCUAGAUAAAACCUCGUAAUUUUAAAAGUAUUAUGUGUAAACUUGAAAAAAGUACAGAUAAUUUAAUCAGUUAUUAUAAUUCUGCAAGGAUUGGGGACAUUUUGUUUGAGAAUGUUUCCUAUGGGAACUUUGCAAAUAUCUUACUGAUAAAAGCUAAGAUUUAAUAAAUGUAGAUAGAGUUGAACUGUUGGAAAUUUCAUUUCAUCUGUGUGAUCUAUUCAAAGUUAUUUUUUACUGGUAUUUUCUUUAGCACAUUAGGUACUUCUCAUUUUUGUAGUACAAAUGAAGCUUAUUUUUUGUUUCUUAUAUUGUUCCUAUUGCUUGUUAUUUAUCUUUCUACUGCAUAUUUUCUAUUGUUUUCAAUUUACAGUUGGGGAAGAUUCUUUCUAACAAACAUGGGAGAUUCCUGUUAGGGAGGGGCAAGCAUUGGUGCAACAAGAUAGUGGUUUUUAGUUACUUUCUCACCCCACCCACCUUGUUCAAAAGCUGGAAAUCGCUUGAAAUUAUAUUCCUCCUCUCCCCUAAAAAACAUUUUAUGCUACUUUUUGUCAGAUGAGGGCAGAAAACUGGUUAUGUGGCUCUCCCUCGGAAUGUUUUCAAAAUUGAAGUCCUAAAAUUACUAUUUUGAAUUAUCUUUGGUGACAUUCUGAAAGAGUAAGAGUUUGAGGUUUUUUUUCCUAGGGAGGGGCAGUUGUCCCUCUGUGGCUAUGCCCAUGCUAACAACAACAGCAAAAAAAAAAAGAUAAUGAAGUAUGACUUAUCAAAUGCUUUUUUCCCCCUGUUAGCCACUGUAAAUGAUAUUAGCACAUGUUUUCAAACUUAUAUAUUUUCUGCUUCUUGCCAAUUUUAAAGUAUUUUUGUAAUACUUCUAUGUUUAUAUAUUAUCUUAUUCUAAUUGUAAUUGUGAAUCAAUGUUUUUAUUGUAUUUUUAUAAUCUUUUAUUGGCACGUGUUAUAUUGUUAUGGUUUUAUGAUAAGUCGUAUAUGUAUUUACUUAUCUUGAGUAUUCUCCAAUCGUUGUACAGAAAAUUAAAGCUCAACAAUUAAGAUUUUCCUUUUUCUUUUUGCAUUUAAAAAGCAUUUAUUAUUCUUUUACUCAAACUGGUACUGAUUCGAUAUGUUGAUGAGAAGUUAUGAGACAAUUCUAAAAAAUUUUAUUUUUUACAUAUAUUAUUUUCAUAACAAUAGAAAUUGAUCUUAAAAACAGUUGAAAAUUAUUGUUUCAAAUUGAAAAGAAGCACAAGGGAUUUAUUCAUUUAUUUAUUUUAAUGAUUAAAAAUGCAACAACUCUUCAUUUUUAUCCAUUUUCAUUAUAUGAACUAUUUUGAUGCUUACCAAUUUUUUUGCUUUUUUUUUUUAAAUCUUAAGUAGUGCUGUAGAUUUGAGUACUUUAUGCAUCAUUUUAUUACCUUUUUCUCAAUUUUGUUAGAUAAAAAGAGCUAAAGUAACACUUCAACAAAAUAAAUUUAUAGAAAAUAGAUUAAAAGUGUGUUCUAAUCCUUGCUGCAUCAAGAUAAUGAUUUUUAAUGUAAAGUCAAAGAAAAAAAUUGAAGCUGUUGUGAAUUUACCAAAGCAAUAAAUAAAGAAAUUAAAAAAAAAAAAAAAAACUAAUUUUAAUAAGUAAGUAAAAGAUUAAAAAAAAAAAAAGAAAAAGGAUUUCUUUUAAAUAUGCAUUGUCUGAGUUUUUGUGACAUUACUUUUUACAAUGUCUGAAUAUUCCAGUUUUCUGUGUUAUAUUGCUUCUUUGGUUUUGAAUAUUCAUUUAAAUUACAUCUAGUCGUUUAAAUUAUAUCAAUCUAAAAAUUUAUUUUAUAAUGUGAAAAAAUGCAAUUUAGUGUAAUUUUGUGAUUUUGAUUAUUUAUGUUAUAUCAAUUUUUGUUAAAUAAUUAAGCUUACAGUCAUUGGCUGUAAUUAAUUUAUUUAGAAAAAGUAUAUUUUAACCUUGUUAAAUUAGUACUGUUUGAACUUUAUUAUUGUUGAUUCUGAACUUUUAAUUAAUUAUUAUUAUUAUCAUUUGAACAUACCGGUGAAAAUUUGUUCUUAUUAUUUACUCAUUACUGAAAGCAAGAAGAAAAAAAAUUUCAUGAAAACCUUGCAUACAGCACUUUACUAUGCAAUGUAAAUAUUUUGAAGUUGCUUAACAAAUAUUUCAUACUUCCACUGCUUUGUUUAGAUUUUCUAUUUCUAUGCAUAUUGUUUAUCAUUUAUAUUAUGUAUUUACAUUUUUCUUAAAAGACUUUUAUUCUAAUAUUUGUCAUACAAGUUGAGCAAUUACCAAUUUUAUAUUCUUCUGUGAUAAAAUCAAAAAGACUUUAUUUUAUUCUGUUUUCUUUAAUUUAUUUAAAACGAAAAUGAAAAUAAUCAAUCCAGUGCAUAUAAUUUCUGGAGCCAAACAAAACUAACAAUAAUGCUACCCUUGAUAUAUUUAAAAAUUAUUUUUAGAAAAUUAUCUUAAUAGAACAAUAUUAAUAGUGAUUCAUUUAUCAACUAUGACAUUACUCUUAUUUUAAUGCGAGGUAAUCUUUUUAUGCAUCAAUAAUUUGUCAGAAUUGCAAUGAAAAAUUCAUCAGAAGCGUGACCAUGUUUAGUAAUGAUAAUACAAAACACUUCCAACUGUUUCAAAUACAGUCAAACCUUUUUAAUGCGAACCCAAUUGGGACAUCAAAAUACUAUCAGAGUAUUUUCUUUACUGUAAUAGGAAUUUCUAGCCACUCUAAACAAUUUAUGUCAUUAUAAUACAGAUUUUAAGGGGCUGUUGAUAUUUCAAUGAAGAUUUCUAGUUGUCAUUUUCCUUAUUUUAAUACAUACUUUUCAGAAUUUCUGUUUUUAAAUAUUUGGGCUUGAGUUUGGAACAUGUAUUCAUUCAAAUGUUGUGAGUAGCAGAUGUUGAUAUUUUAGCUCGCUUUUUUAAGCAUUGAUUUCUGGUAUGGUUUAUCUUGACUAUGCAGCAUUCCAAUUAGAAAGCUUGGGUAACGAGGAUUUUUCAGAUGCUGUUCUCAUUCCUCUAUUUUUAAAAGAAAAAAAACGAAGAAAGAUUUUUGGCAAAAGAACUGAUGCAUAAUGAUAAUAAAUGUAUAAAUCCUUUAAAACAGUGUGUAGGCAAACCCGUCGAUCGCGAUCAAACGGUCGAUCUCAAGCCUAUUAUGAGUCCAUUGCGGCACUAUUUUGAGUCCUACUUUUUCUCUGACUAAAUUAUUAAACAUUAAUUUAUGGGGGGAAAAUUCGGUUUAACGUCUAAAUCAAAAGUUAUUUUAAAAUUUUCCAGACUUUUUAUAAUCACUGGAACUUUUUAGUCACAAUUUUAUCAAUUUUAAAGCAAAUAUUAUACUUGUUUCUGAAAAUAUUCUGAUAUUGGUUAACAAAAUAUUAUUUUUGCAAUUUAAAACAACUCUUAAUAAGUAUCAAAGUAUUUUAUAAGAGUUGAGUAAAAGAGAGUUAUUUAUAAGAGCUGACCUACAAUUUGGACUGAGCAUAGUUUCAACUCAACCCUGUAUGCAAAACAUCCAUUUUAGUCUCAAGUGUAUGCAUCAUGCCCCCCCACACACAAGUCGAUCUCGUGCUCACAUUAAACUUGGAAAGUAGAUCUUCAGUCAAUUUAGGUUGCCGACUGCUGCUUUAAAAUGUUUAAAUUUCAUUAACUG
This is a messenger RNA of Uloborus diversus, 7865 nucleotides long. Its product is annotated as trifunctional nucleotide phosphoesterase protein YfkN-like. The record is from RefSeq and is a predicted model, not a curated record. Gene Ontology annotation, biological process: nucleotide catabolic process. NCBI's taxonomy places the organism in Eukaryota, Metazoa, Arthropoda, Arachnida, Araneae, Uloboridae. Gene Ontology annotation, molecular function: hydrolase activity. Bases 1 to 1767 code for a protein of 588 amino acids. The transcript is spliced from 13 exons.